AGAGUGAUUACCAUUUACAUACCUGGAGAGCAAAGGAAAGGAGCUAGGGUGUACCAGCUGUACCCUUCAACUACAAGAAGCAGAACAUGUCGCAGCGGCCAGAAAAUACCACCAUUGACCUAAGUUGCUUGGGUCGGGCACCCACAGCCCAAGAUCUUGUAGCAAGUCUGGAUGAAUUCGGCAUCGCCCUUUUUACUCUGAUGACAGUGAUGACUGGAAUUGCUGAUUUAGUAUUUUUAGAAGAGAUAUUCUACAUCUAUAAUAAACUCCCGUCUUCCAAGCGAGCCAUCUUAAUGUGGAUCAAUGGAGCAGGCCCUCUGAUUGCUUCCACAUCAUGUAUUGGGAUGUGGGUACCUCGUGCAACGAUGUUCACUGACUUUACAGCUGCAGUAUAUUUUGCAAUUGUUAUUCACAAAUUCCUGUUAAUGAUGAUCAAAGAGUGUGGAGGUCAGAAUGCAUUCUUGAGACAUUUUGGAAAUGAUGAGUUCAAAGUGAGUACUGGGCCCUGUUGUUGCUGCUGCCUUUGUCUUCCUACCAUGCGUGUAACCAGACAAACUCUUUUUGUUUUAAAAUGGGGGACCUUCCAGUUUGCCUUCCUUCGACCUCUGUUUAUGUUCAUAACAAUAGUGCUUUGGACUAAUGGAAAUUACCGUCCUUCAAAUAUGUCACCAUCUGAUGCUGGACUGUGGAUUAGUAUAAUCAAUGGUAUCCUUACAAUUACUGCUAUAUGGUCAGUCGGAAUCAUGUUUAAUCAUGUUAGGUCAAUUCUUGUCACUAAACGUAUUAUUGCCAAAUUUGCACUUUACCAGAUUGCUCUUAUUAUCAGUCAACUACAGCCAGCUAUUAUCAACAUGAUAGCAACAGGCGGGGCAAUACCAUGUGCACCUCCACUUCCAGCGUCAACCAGAGGAUCAUAUAUAAAUGAACAGCUCCUAAUCCUUGAAAUGUUUGUCCUGACAAUCCUAUCAAGAUUUUUUUACAGAAGACGGUAUGAAGACUUGCACAAUGUGUCAAUAAGUGCGGAUGAUUGUGGAGUAGUCCGAAGCCGUUGUAAUAGCUCACAUGACCCAGAAGCUGCAAAAAUGCACAUUUAGA
Protopterus annectens (West African lungfish) is the source of this 1095-nucleotide messenger RNA. Its product is annotated as organic solute transporter subunit alpha-like. The record is from RefSeq and is a predicted model, not a curated record. The transcript has 8 exons. Bases 87 to 1094 code for a protein of 335 amino acids. Gene Ontology annotation, cellular component: endoplasmic reticulum membrane; plasma membrane. Gene Ontology annotation, biological process: bile acid and bile salt transport. Lineage: Eukaryota; Metazoa; Chordata; Ceratodontiformes; Protopteridae. Gene Ontology annotation, molecular function: transporter activity.